UACCGACACUAUUCUGAGUUUACAAUUUUAUAGGAUAUUUAAAGAAAAGCACAAUACAUGUUUUAAAGUUUUUAUUUAAAGUUAAUAAACUCACGAAUAUUUAAAAUAAGGGAUUUAACACAUUUGCCUAAGAAUGAUGUAGGGAAUGUUUGAAAUAUUAUCUGCAUACAGGUAGGCGUGUGGUUAGACAUGCCUUGUUGGUACUACGAGAAGAAGGAGUUGCGGAACACGCCGUCAAUUGUGGACGGGAUAGACUAUGACACGGAGUGCAGGUAUCGCAGGGAGGGUGCAAGGUUCAUCAUCGAGUCCGGCACGAAGAUGGACUUGGGUUACAACACCGUGGCCACUGGAGUUGUGUACUUCCACCGGUUCUACAUGUUUCACUCUUUUCACAAUUUUCCUCGAUACGUGACAGCUUGCUGCUGCUUGUUCCUUGCUGGCAAGGUGGAGGAGACCCCGAAGAAGUGUAAAGAUGUGAUUAAGACAGCUCGCAUGCUGCUGACAGACCAGAAAUUUGGCACUUUUGGAGAAGAUCCAAAGGAGGAGGUGAUGACGCUGGAGAGGAUUCUGCUCCAGACAAUUAAGUUUGAUCUGCAAGUGGAGCAUCCGUACAAAUACUUGUUGACUUACGCCAAGUCACUCAGGGGUGACAAAAAUAAGCUGCAGAAGAUGGUCCAGAUGGCAUGGACAUUUGUUAAUGACAGCCUGUGCACGACGCUGAGCCUGCAGUGGGAGCCGGAGGUGAUCGCGGUGGCUCUGAUGUACCUGGCGGGCAAGCUGAGCAAGUUCGAGGUGGUGGACUGGGAGGGCCGCACCUCCAGACACCUGCGCUGGUGGGACAAGUUCGUGGAGGACGUCACCAUGGACCUGCUGGAGGAUAUCUGCCACCAGGUGCUGGACCUGUACUCCCAGCCACAGGCGGCCAUGCCUGACUCUCCUCCGCUGCAGCCGACCGUCCAGUCGCCCUCCAUGAAGAAGGAGCGCCUGCCCCGCCCCAUCUCGCCGGCCCAGCAGCACUCGCUCUCGCCCGUCGCUUCUGCAAUUCCCGUGAAAGUGACGAAGGGGGACCGAUCGCACCCUUUGGCAGGGAACGGUGAGAGUUCCGAGGACAAGAAGGACGCGACCAAGCCCGGCGAGGGGCACCACUACCAGUACCCCAGCACGUAUGCCCACACACCCACCUUUGGCCACGGCUACCAGUACUCCUCCUCCAGCCAGUACUACUCUGGAGGGGGCUCGCGCGACUACUACGGAGGGCCGGGCCCCAGCUGACUUCGCCGUGCAGUGCCUUGUGAGGAACGCUCAUUCUGAGCUACCAUUCGUUCCGUUGGACGAGUGUGCCUGCGUCUGGUGUGUCCCGUCUUGCUUCGUGGCCAGGAAACUGACCAGUGCUACUAAUGUGUCACCAGGCUACUCAAGUAUUGUCAAGUCAGUUCACGGACGUAAAUUUUUUUGUUACGUACUUAUAAUCAUGCACAUGCAGUGUGCAGUGAUUAAUUCCGUUCUCUGUGAUCCAUCCAAGUCCCAUUAAAAUAAUGAUUGUGGUGUAGCUCUAGCCAUAUGUGUGACCACAAAACAUGUUUUUUUCUAAGCUACAUGUAUUUUAUUUUCUGUGCAUUUAUACUUGCUAACUUUUGAAAAUCGUAAAUCGGUAAAGAUUUCUAAAUGCUUAAUUUUGGCCUACAACAAACAAACAAAUGUUUAUUCUAAGAUCUAACCUAUCAGAAUUACUACAUAAACAUUGUUCUUUUUAUACUAUCUACCACCUGUCUGCGUCAAUGUAUUAACAGAAAAUAAAUACUUCUAUCAAUUUUUACUUGCUAGCAAUUUGAACAAUUUUGUCUGUGCCAAAAUCAAUCAUUUGUCACUACAAUUCCCAUUUAGUCCUCCUGCAUGUGUUUGUAAGAACAACUGUCAUACCAUUUUUGUGUCCACCUUUAAUAGGUGCAUUUGUCUGAAGGAAAAUUUAGUCAUAAUUGUUGCGGGCACUUUAAAUUGUUCCAAUUCUAUCUAUGUUGUGAUCAGUUAAAUCACCUUGAAAGUUAGGCAAUGAAAAAAUUGCUUCACUUUGAUAAAUCGGAAAUACGAACUAUUAAAAUCAAGGUAGGGGGGAAGAAACACAUUUUACAAACAGUGGGUAACAAUAUUUUCUAGCAUUUGAAGACAUCUUUAAAACAAAAGCAGAUGGUUUGACUUGAUACAACUAUUUCUUCACAUCUGAUAAAGAAAACAUUUUCCUACAUGGUCGGCCAGACCCAACAGUAGGUUAUGUUUUAUUGUGAAAUGAGUUUAUAAACUCACUUCUAAUGAGUAGAGGCACGAUUAUAUGGUAAUGCGCGAUAAAACGAAAUAACACCGAAAACCGCUUGAAAACACGGAAUAAAACGAAAUUGUGCGAAAUCCACAAUAUGUCACGAAAUUUCGUCUAUCCUGAUUAUUUACGUUUUGUUUUCCAUUCUGUAAGGACAAUUCACUAUCUUCAGCACAAUCAAAUAUUUCUGACAGUAACUAGCAGCCAUAUAUAUUAUAUGCGACUGUGAUUCAUUAUAGAUUUAAAAAUGAAGUCUCGGAAUUAACGUAAUAUUUUCUUUAAACGGUAAUCUUGUGUACCAUAAUAAUUUAAGAUGUUGAUAACUAUGAUACAAUGGCUGCCGUUCACUUUCUGUAAAUACAAAAAUAACAAACGUCCAAAAUAUGUUUUUCUAAGAUUACAUUUUUAAUCAUUAAAAUAUUACACACUAAAACGCAUUGCUUUUACUGUUUAUUUAAAAUAAAGUACGUAGGGUACAAAAAUAAAAUUAACCCUGCUUAACGUAAUGAUUGUAAAUAAUAAAUAGUACAUGUUUAUGUCGGUAUUAAUUUUCACGUACGUAUGUUGGAAUUCGGUAUGCGUUUGUAUUCGCAUCUAUUCUCCAUUGUUUUGAUCUUUCCAGCACGGCAAGUUUUUGCGUAUUAAGAGGUUAAAUUCUCCCUAUGAGAUUAAAAAAUUUUGAUAAUGCCUAAAACAAAGGUUUCUGCCAGUGACCGAUCGAAAGAAUUUUCCAGCGAAGGAUUUUAUUUCAGUGAUAAAAUUUUAAUGUGCAAAUUCUGUAACUGCAGGCUAGACUACGAGAGACGCGAUACGCUUCUGAAACAUGUCGCGAGUGAGAAACAUAAGCGUUUGAGGCAAAACUCAUCUGUUAAAAGACAUCCUUGUCUAAGAGUCUUUAAUGCCAUUAAUUUGCUGUUCAGCCCAAGAAAUGUGAGUAGGGUUAGCAUAGAAGAUGCAAACCUACAGAAGUCUCUGCAUAACUUGCCUUCUGUUUCCCAUCUUCCCAUUGAUACAUUCAUACAUGGCUAUGUUGCUUUAAAAAAAAUAAUUGAGGAUGAACUUUUAUUGCCAGAAACAAGCCAAAUUGAUGUUGCAAAGGUACUUUGCUCCCUUCAAGGGGACUACAGUGAAUUUGCUCAAGCUAGUUUAAGGGCAAUCUGGUUCCCAACAUCAAAUGUUGAUGCAGAACGUUCAUUUUCCAGGUACUCACUGGUAGUUAGUGACAGAAGACAACGUCUCACUCCAGAAAAUGAGGAAAAUUUAACUAUGAUAGCAUUUCAAUAAAACCGUCUUAAUAGUAACUUUGGAAGUGCUUAAUUGUGUAAUUUUGUAGUGUAUGUGAUUGUAAUUAAGUCGUGAAAUUUUUAGUAGUUAUUUAAAAGUUUGAAUUUAUGAAUUUGCAAAUGAACUUAAUUAUCUAUGAAUUUGCAAAUGAACUUAAUUGUAAUUAGAUCAUGAGGUUUUAGUGUUUAUUAAUAUUUGUUUUAAUAAAUUUUCAUGUCGUACAGAAAAGCAAGAAAAUUUUGCCGUGGGUAUUUUGAGCAAAAAAAUAAAACCAUAUAACACCGAAAUCUUUAUU
Bacillus rossius redtenbacheri is the source of this 3890-nucleotide messenger RNA. Its product is annotated as cyclin-K. Gene Ontology annotation, molecular function: cyclin-dependent protein serine/threonine kinase activator activity. The transcript has 8 exons. The record is from RefSeq and is a predicted model, not a curated record. Gene Ontology annotation, biological process: positive regulation of DNA-templated transcription, elongation; regulation of transcription by RNA polymerase II. Gene Ontology annotation, cellular component: nucleus; cyclin/CDK positive transcription elongation factor complex. NCBI's taxonomy places the organism in Eukaryota, Metazoa, Arthropoda, Insecta, Phasmatodea, Bacillidae. The coding region runs from base 190 to 1272 and encodes 360 amino acids.